ACAAUGCAGGCUUUUGGGGCGGGUCUGCGACAUGCUGGGUGUCGAUCGGCUAUUCUGAAGGCCUCACCAAUUGCGUCCAGCUCACGGAUAUUUUGGGAUCCCCGCCGACAUGCUUCCAGCGGACCAUUGGGCUGGAUCCGACAGAACUUGGGGAUGAACGUGCGCAAGCAAAUGACAGAAGAGGAGCUUGCUGCUGCUCGUAAAGACCAGGUGGAGAAGGGGCAUUUGAGCGUCUUCGAGUCCCUUCCUACUGCGACAGAAGAAGGAAGCUCUGCCCCCGGUGCCGACUUGUCCAAGAAAUACACCGAGCACAAAUACUCCACGGCUAACUUCAAGAUCUCACACCGCAAACUGAACAUGCUUGGGCGGCAGAUUUCUGGCAAGCCAGUCGACCUUGCCAUCUUGCAAAUGCAAUUCAGCGAGAAGCGGGCGAGUAAGCGUAUCAAAAGCAUGCUGGCUGUAGCGAAGGACCAUGCCACGAGGCUGAAGGGUCUUCAGGAGAAGAAACUCAUCGUUGCGGAGGCAUGGGUAACGAAGGGUCCGAAGGUACUCAAGCGCAUUGAGCCCAAGGGUCGCGGCAGGAUGGGCAUUCGAGAACACCCAGAUUCGCGCUUGCAUGUCAUGCUGCGGGAAGGGAAAACGAGAGCAGAGCUUCUCAAGGACGAGCGAGCGCGAAAGCUGAGGAGGAUUGUGUCAGCAGGGAUUACCAGGGAUGACGUGCCCAUUCGAAACCCCGGCUCAUCAUGGGCUUGGUAGCACAUC
Molecule: messenger RNA, 762 nt
Organism: Postia placenta MAD-698-R-SB12
Lineage: Eukaryota; Fungi; Basidiomycota; Agaricomycetes; Polyporales; Adustoporiaceae
Exons: 5
Coding region: 4-756 (250 amino acids)
Biological process (GO): ribosome assembly; translation
Cellular component (GO): mitochondrial large ribosomal subunit; ribosome
Molecular function (GO): structural constituent of ribosome
Source: RefSeq, a predicted model, not a curated record